GAUCAAUAUCUUCAGAAUGUUGUUGAUUCAACUAAAGAUGUCGAAGGGUUAUGUCACAAAUAUGUAUAUAACAUGUAUCACAACAUUCGAUUUCUUGACAAGGAACAAACCAAAAAAUGUAUCAUCCCUUGCACACCUUUAGCUAUAAUCAAGGUAUUGGAAUAUGUUGGUGUAUACAAUCCAAUUAUCACAUAUGGGAAUCGUUUGCAUGGUCGUGUGAUUACCGUAGUAAAUAGAAGUGAAAUCGUUGGACGUCCUCUUGCUGCUUUAUUGGCCAAUGAUGGUGGAAAGGUUUAUUCUAUUGAUAUUAAUGGUGUUCAAGAAUUUAAUCGUGGUACUGGAUUAAGACUUAAAAAGCAUGAGGUUAUCGAGACGAAUUUCAAACUUGAAGAUGUGAUUCCAAUAUCCGAUGUUGUAAUAACAGGUGUUCCAUCACAAUCAUACAAAAUUCCAACAUCCUUAUUACGAGACGGAGUAAUUGCAAUAAAUUUUUCAGCAUACAAAAAUUUUGAAGAUAAUGUUAAAGAAAAAGCCAGCAUUUAUGUUCCGACGAUUGGUAUUCCGACUUAUCUUAGCACACUUUAA
Racocetra fulgida is the source of this 585-nucleotide messenger RNA. The record is from the annotation of a GenBank genome assembly. Lineage: Eukaryota; Fungi; Glomeromycota; Glomeromycetes; Diversisporales; Gigasporaceae.